GAAUGGCGGAGACGCUGAGGCGGGUGCUAAACCUAGGCACCUCAGCAAGGUCCGGGGAGGAGGAUACAGCUGAGGCUGGACCGCCUUUGCUGCUGCUCGGCGGCCCAGGGUCUGGAAAGACAGCGCUGCUAUUCGCGGCGGCCCUGGAAGCGGCAGGAGAGGGCCGAGGCCCCGUCCUCUUUCUGACUCGAAGGCCUCUUCAAAGCCUGCCCCGCGGGACUGGCGCAGCACUCGACCCCCUGCGGCUACAGAAGAUCCGCUUCCAGUACCCACCCUCAACCCAUGAACUCCUUCAGCUUCUGUGCUCUGCCCAUGAGGCCCGCGGUCCAGCCCCCUCCCUGCUGCUACUGGAUGGCCUUGAGGAGUACCUAGUGGAAGACCAGGGACCCCAGGACGCCGCCUACCUGGCUGCGCUGCUUCUGGACACAGCUGCCCACUUCAGCCACCAGACCGGGCCUGGCCAGGGCUGUGGGCUCGUUGUGGCCCUACAGACCCAAGAGGAGGGAGUCAGUGGAGAUGCCCUGCAGGUGUCACUGCUCCGGCGGUAUUUCCCUGCCCAGUGCUGGCUGCAGGCAGAGACACCAGCCCCAGGACAGCACCGCCUCCGAGCCUGCCUGGAUCCAGGUGGGCUGGGGCCUCAGGCAGAGUGGUGCGUGGCUUUCCGACCAAAUGGAGAGAUGACAAUCACCCCGUGGCCUACCCAGGCUGGUAACCUCAGCUUAGACAAAGGUUCAAGCUCUGGAGGCCAGCCUUGAGCUUUGGUGUGUGACAACCUCUCUAUGCCUCAGUUUCCCAUGCCUGGAAUACUUACUUCAGGGACACAUGCAGAUUCAAAGACCUAAAGGAUAUAAAAUGCUUUUUCUCAUUUAAAAGCAGCAUUAUCGGGGCGCCUGGGUGGCGCAG
Molecule: messenger RNA, 903 nt
Organism: Lynx canadensis (Canada lynx)
Lineage: Eukaryota; Metazoa; Chordata; Mammalia; Carnivora; Felidae
Gene: SWSAP1
Product: SWIM-type zinc finger 7 associated protein 1
Exons: 2
Coding region: 3-755 (250 amino acids)
Biological process (GO): double-strand break repair via homologous recombination
Cellular component (GO): Shu complex
Molecular function (GO): single-stranded DNA binding
Source: RefSeq, a predicted model, not a curated record